AUGGCAAACGAAAUCGAAAGAGAAGGCUUCCAGCCCUCGGUAGGGGGGGGCGACACGUCAUCUUCUGGACGGCUGCCGGCAACUCGAGCUGGCGCCGGCUCGCGCGUGUAUGAGCCUCUUUUCGAGAGGAAAUAUAUUGUUAAAGACGCCUCCUUCACCUCAGAUAUGUUGCGCUGCAACUCUUCUCCGACAGGUGUACCGUGCUCGUUAUGCACAGCCUGGCCGUUUGUGUCAAAGACCCCUCGACACCACCCGUCAAAUGGCGGGUCUACUGGACCACAGAACCCUAUUGUGGACUUGCAGGUUGGGCCUUCGCCCCCAGAGGAUCGAACGCCUCGGGGCGGGCUCGUCCAAGAGCAGAUUGAUAUGGACAAACCAGCGCCAGACUUUCGAAGAGUACCUGGCGAGAGUGGGGGAGACGGUACGAACACUGACAGUGCCGUAGCGGCGCCUCUCCUUUCUUCCCAGAUGGAAGAAGCUAUUGAGCUUUUCCUAGAGGAAGAGAAGUUACUCGAAGACCUCGACCGUAUACAAGCAACAGAGAUCUACAGUGUCUUCAGGGAUCCGACAAACACUCGAGCAGGCCGCCUCACUAUGGGACCGGGCAAAGUUUCCGCGUUGUGUCUUCCGGGGGGCGCUACUAGUGCUCGAAGCAUGAGUCAAGGAAGCCCAAGGCGAACAAGAACGACCGUGUAUGGAAGAGAUGUGGAGGGAGGCAACAGAUGCAGCGGCUUUUGCCCAACUUCAAGUAGGCCCACUGUGGGUACUCCGGCGUCUCUUGUGGUUGCAGGGGGCUCACCUGGCGAGGCACAGAUUGUGCUUCCUGCUUCUGGUGUCGGAGCAUACAAUAGCAUUUCCUCGACGAAGGCGCAACCAACGGCAGACAGACAACAUGUUAUAUUGACUGCUCUCGAGUGGGAGCGGUUCAGACGAAUUGUGACCAAUCUUCUCUCGACAAAUAUAGAUCUUCGUUCCAAGCUGCGGUCUAGUCAGCAGCACUUUCGGCAACUUGGCUAUUCAGAUAAUCUCGAACAGACCGUGGCUCGUCUGAAGUGUGAAGAGCUCCAGAUGCGUAGAUCUGCUGCGACGCGUGAAGCCAGUUUCGCUGACAGUUAUUCUCUGCGGGCAAAACUCUCAGCGUGUCGGACCGGCCUUGCCGGCAUCGAAGAUCCUCUGCAGACUUAUCAGUCGCAGUGUCACAGUUUACGCGAUCUAAAAACCGUCUUAGGAGAGGCUGUGAAGCAGGCAAAAGAGAGACGGAAACAGAAGAGAAGCAACCGGCGUGCGAUGCCAGUCCCCCCAGUCGUGGGCGAGGAUACACAACCGAGUGGCAGCCGAUGGAUUUGCCCACAGGGCUGCGCGGAGGUCCACAAAGAAAUUCGAGCGGCAGCCGGCAGGUGCUUCGUUGUUUCUAUUCAAGUUCGCUGUCCCUGCUGUAGGGAACAGACCCAAGGCACUGAAUCGCCAACGUCCGGUUACUCAAAAAGUCCUGCUCUCUGCCGCCACGGCUCAAGUACAGGCUCCGUAACAGGUCCACCCGGGGCGGAUAGAUUGAAGGAGUUUGACAGGGCGUACGUGAAGCACAGGGCCGACCUCUGCCCUUCGGGAGAGGUCCCUGGGUUAGCUGAAAAGGACAGACCAACGGCGUCAGAGUUUGCAGUUCCAGGCGGGUCACCACAGACAGCAGCAAACAGCUGCCCGGAAACAUUUGAAGAUUUGCAUCGCUCUUUUUUGGCUCGAGAACUUGAAGAGAUGAUCUCGAACAAAGGAGCGGAGGUUAUCAUAGUAAUUUAUGACACUAUGACAUCUGACGUGCACUUUCAAACACUGAACAUGCGAGAAUGGCCCGAGAACGCAACUCGAGAGUUUGUCCACGGCGUAGUUCUUCACAUCUCUUCGAAUCUACAAAUACAGUCUAUUUGCGCCCCGGACAGGUGGCAGGCACAUCCCACCGUGAACAGCUUGCCUGCCACGACUGAAACAAGGAGACCGGCGGGUUCGGAGUCAAACGAGGCGCUCACACUGCAGUAUAAGAAGCCUGAAAGCGUCGCGUGCUUUGGCAAAACUGUUGUUCACGGCCACGCCGACGACUCCUUUUUCGAAGAGGUGAACGAGUGUUUGGUGUAUUCUGGAUACCACGAGGUUAGCGGAGGGGGCGACUCGGCAAAAGAGCCUACUUAUUUCUUUGUAUUUAUUUAUCAGCGUACGGAAAGACUCCUUGUCGCUCGGCUGUACAGCCCUCGGUCUACCCAGCUGCUAACUGCAUGGAUCGACGUUCUCUCCGCUAAAAGAGAGCAUGUAAAGUUUCUUGCCUCCCAGCGCCCAUUCGUCAAGCCGUCGUACGCUCGUACGGAGCAGGGGGCUGGCGCCGAGGCAGCGUGUAAAAGGGAGGAUGAGAGCUUUCUCCUGAGUGCCGAUCUUCUUCACUUCAUUGUCUCUCGACUGAGGCACGAAAAUGGCCGGUUGUUCCUUUUGCGUGUUGCGGAGGAUAACGAUACAAAGGAUUCGCACCACCAGAGUAAUCUCAAGUCCGAGGGCAGCCUCUUCAACACGGCCCUGGAAGUGUCAUCACAUUCAGUGAAAAAGGAUGGCCCUGUUGACGUGAAGUCACACGAUUGCCGGCAGCGUUUUUUUGAAGCGCUGUCGGUUUCAGAAACGACAGUGGGUGGCCGUACCACUCUUACAUUUCGGCACCCUCAACUAGUGGAACAAGGUGCGGACGAGUCAGGAUCUUCUAGAAAAUCUAGUUUUGUGCUUGUGCAGUCCACUGUCAGCUUGCUUCCGUUGGAAGAAAGUGUUUCUUUUAUAGUUUACGAUCCGGAAACAGCAUGGUUUGCCGAGAGCAGCUUCCGUCUGUUGGAUGGAGUCGGUGUAGUUCAGUCCCGUCAAAGAACGUUUCUGCAGAAACUUAGCCUGAAUCAAGCUUUGCUUGAGCAACUUUUCGAAGAGCUCUCUACACCGACUGCUUGUGCACCGAAACACGUGAGGACAGACUGGUUCCCACUGAGCCACCAUGCUGACGAGCCACCUAGUACCAUUCCAGAUAACUCGGCGACAACAGAAAACCAAGAAAAUGAACAUGAAGAGAAAGAAGCAGACCAUGACAUCGGAGGCGGCAGCGCUGGAGCAGAGUCGUCUCCGACAGAUGGUGAAGAUGCCCGAAAGUUGACCGCAAGCGAGGAGAACCCGAGAGAGAAGGACGACGCUCCACGCGUCCAAACGGCAAGGACUGGUGCAGCGUUAUCAAGACUCCAGUGGUUGGCACUCCUGCAAGAAAUAUAUCGUGACUUGACCUUAACUAGCAAGUCACUCAUGCUCCCUGGUGUUGCCCUCGGUCCCGUCACGACAUACGCCUGA
This is a messenger RNA of Neospora caninum, 3357 nucleotides long. RefSeq lists its product as hypothetical. The coding region runs from base 1 to 3357 and encodes 1118 amino acids. The record is from RefSeq and is a predicted model, not a curated record. The transcript has a single exon. NCBI's taxonomy places the organism in Eukaryota, Apicomplexa, Conoidasida, Eucoccidiorida, Sarcocystidae.